This is a messenger RNA of Daktulosphaira vitifoliae (grape phylloxera), 312 nucleotides long. RefSeq lists its product as uncharacterized. The transcript is spliced from 2 exons. Bases 7 to 312 code for a protein of 101 amino acids. NCBI's taxonomy places the organism in Eukaryota, Metazoa, Arthropoda, Insecta, Hemiptera, Phylloxeridae. The record is from RefSeq and is a predicted model, not a curated record.
CUUGAUAUGGAUAUUACUAACAAAGAGGAAACUGAUCAAAAGACAUCUUGUUUGACAGUCUACGACGGGUUGAAACCCAAAGAUUCAUUGAUAAGUAUUGCUAAUCGUCUUGCUAAGAAAUACAUUGUAGAAAAAAUGCCUGUAUGUAAUGUACCAAAUAUGUGUAUAACAGACAAACAUAUAGAUUCUCAGGGCAUGUCAAAAAGAAAUGCACUGAAUAGGGGAAUGAGUUGUGUUUUUGCUAGCGUACCAAGAAAUUUUAUAAAAGUUAUACAGAUGUAUGUAUACUAUAAAAUCAUUACAUUAAUUUAA